Molecule: messenger RNA, 1962 nt
Organism: Paramecium tetraurelia
Lineage: Eukaryota; Ciliophora; Oligohymenophorea; Peniculida; Parameciidae
Exons: 2
Source: RefSeq, a predicted model, not a curated record
AUGUAAUAACGACCAAUAAUUAAUAGGGACCUACAAGAAAAAAAAGAUAAAGCAGCAAAAUCUUUACACGACUAUAAAAAGAGUGUAGAACUUAAUUAUUAAGAGUAUGUCUCUUAAACAUCUGAAUAAUAAUUGAACGAUCUUGAAAGUAUUUCAAGACCUUCAGUAAAGAGCAUGCCUGUCAAGACAAGAGAUUUGCUGAACAAAUACAAGGCACAACUUGAAAUAAUCCCAAAAUUUUAAUUGGUCUCUAAACCAAAUCCUCAAUUACUCAAGAAAUAUUUGGAACCUGAAGAACAUCUAUAAAGUGUUUCUUCCCAACAGUCAAAACCCCCAAAGAAUCCUUUUUAAGACAGUCAAAGAACUAAGCAAGAUGAAUAGCAUAUGUCUUUCAGCAGAUAAAAGGAAGUUGAAUUACUUGAUAAUCAAAUUCAAGAAAAUAUUAUUUAAACUGAUUAGGAGGGACAGAAGAAUCCCUUUGAAAGUUCAAGUGUAAUGCAUUAUACGUAAACAUAAAUGCUGGACCCUUAUGCAAAGACAGUUUCAGAAAGAAAUCAAGCUAGUCACUAUACAAGUUAAGAGAGUAGCAACAUUUAAAAUUUAAGUUAAACUUAAGAAAAAUCACUAGAUUCUGAAUAGUUCUAUGAGACAAUUGAGGAGUAAGGACAAUUCUAACAAUCAGGCAGAGUCAGUACAGGGACUCAAUUAUAAAAAUUGGAUUAGAAAUCAUCCAGAAUUUAAAAUAGUAUAAAAGAAGAAAUAUAAGAUGAAUCUAGUAGUAUGACUCAUUCCUCUCAUCAAGAGGAGAAAAAUCAUGUAAAUUAAAGUCCAAUUUACGAAAGUUUUGAUUAGGAUUCAUAAUUGGUCGAGAAAGCAUAGAGAUGGAAUUAGUAUCAAAGCAUUCCAUAGAAUACAGCAGAGUUUAAUCCUAAUGUGUAAUCAACAACUGCGGAAGUCAAAUAUGAAUAAAACAAUUCAUAAUAAAUAAAACAAGAUAUUUCUAAUAAUAACAUCAGUUAUGGCCAGUCAUUUGAUUAGGCAUAGCAGUAAUCUAGUUAUUUAAAUUAAUAAAUUAAUUCCAAACUUAUAGAUAAGGAUUCAACAAUAGAUGGAAUUAUAAUAAAUAAUCGUAUAAUAUCUAAGAAGCUUUCAUAAGAAUUAGUAAUUGAUAUGUAAAAAUUUGAGGAAAAUAGUCACUUAUUGAAUAGCAUCAAUAGAACCUAAUUAUUGUUUAUUACUGAGAAAUAUUUUGAUCUUAUGAUUCUAUAAAACAAUAAGAAUUUAUUGUAAGAUUUUCGAUUAUUAAAGAAGUUAUAAUAUCACAUAUUUAAGAAAGAUCGUGUUAUUUUAAAAAAGUGUAUGAAGUAAUUUCAGGUAAAUAGGGAUAGAUAAUUAGAGAAAUAUGAAAAGGAUAGGAAAUCUAGAUAAUUUCUCUUCUCAAAAUAGAAACUACUAUAAGAAUAUGUAUUUUAAGCAAUUAGAUAAAAUAAAAUUGCAUAGUAAUAGUUUUUAUAGAAUGUGAUUCGAUUGAUGAAUAACCAUAAAUAGAAGGUUUUGCUGAUAAGAUGGAAGACUUAAGUAUACAAAUAAAAAAUGAAAAGGCAAAUGGAUCUUUAGUAUAAACAGUUUUUAUUCAAUGGCUGGCUAAAUGUAGUUAAAAGAGAGAAAAAGGCGAAAGAUAUCAAAAGUUUAACAAAAUAUUAUUUUUCAACAAUUCAAAAAUAUUACUAAACUUGGAAAUGUUUCACUUACUAAUAGUAAAGACUCAAAUCUAAGUUUCUGAAUGCUUAGAGGAAUAUAAAUUUGAUGAAGAAGAAGUUUAUAAUGUCACAAUGGAUCAAUUUUAUUUAGGAAGUGAAAAGAGAGAAGGAAUUUGAAGCCUAUGUGAAACAGGCCAAUGAAUACGUUCCUGUUAAGGUAAGCCUAAAACCCUAAAAUAUAAAAAUCUAUAAUAUCAAAUGA